Molecule: messenger RNA, 5093 nt
Organism: Lytechinus pictus (painted urchin)
Lineage: Eukaryota; Metazoa; Echinodermata; Echinoidea; Temnopleuroida; Toxopneustidae
Product: katanin p60 ATPase-containing subunit A1
Exons: 12
Coding region: 100-1740 (546 amino acids)
Biological process (GO): microtubule severing
Cellular component (GO): microtubule cytoskeleton
Molecular function (GO): ATP hydrolysis activity; microtubule binding; ATP binding
Source: RefSeq, a predicted model, not a curated record
UUUUUAGCACGACGAGACAUUCUUGGCGUAGCCGUAGGAAGGUAUCGUACAGACUGACAGAGCGAGGUCUAUCUUCCAGAAUACCUGGGGGUGCUGCCCAUGGAAAAUACAUGCACACAGGACUCAGGAGCUUCACUUGUUUUGAUCGUCGCAGCAUGCCAGCCAUUGGAAUUUAAAGUGAUAAAAAAAAGCUUCACCAUGAGCAUCGAUGAAAUCUGUGAGAACACCAAGAUGGGGAGGGAAUAUGCCCUGCUGGGAAACUACGAGACAUCUCUUGUCUACUACCAAGGAGUGUUGAACCAGAUCCACAAGCUCCUGACGUCAGUCCAUGAUCCGCAACGCAAGCAUCAAUGGCAAACAAUAAAACAGGAACUUACUCAAGAAUACGAGCAUGUGAAGGACAUCACAAAGACCCUGAGCGGCUUCAAGUCCGAGCCUGCCCCGGAGCCGGCUCCCAACCAUAGACCCGCCCCCUUCAGUCACCAUCAGCAUGCCAAGCCCGCAGAGCCAGCCAGAGAUCCCGACGUGUGGCCCCCACCGACCCCUGUGGACCACGGUCAUAGGCCAUCCCCUCCAUACCAGCGGGCUGCACGCAAGGACCCGCCCCGUCGCAACGAGCCCAGCAAGCCGGCCAAUCGGAAUUCUGGACAUGACCGUGGAGGGCGUGGCCCCUCAGAUCGCCGUGGUGAUGGCCGUUCCGCGGGUGGACGAGGCGGCCCCAGGGGAAGUGAUAAAGACAAGGGUAGAGGUGGAAAGUCAGAUAAGGACAAGAAGGCCCCCUCAGGUGAAGAGGGCGAUGAGAAGAAGUUUGAUCCCGUUGGUUACGACAAAGAUCUGGUGGAAAACCUUGAAAGAGAUAUCGUACAGAGAAACCCAAAUGUACACUGGAAUGACAUUGCUGGUUUGACUGAAGCCAAACGUCUUCUAGAAGAAGCUGUGGUUCUUCCCCUCUGGAUGCCGGAUUAUUUCAAGGGAAUUAGAAGACCCUGGAAGGGGGUUCUGAUGGUGGGGCCGCCAGGGACGGGUAAAACCAUGCUUGCCAAGGCCGUGGCCACGGAAUGCGGGACAACGUUCUUCAACGUGAGCUCGGCGUCGCUGACCUCGAAGUACCACGGAGAGUCAGAAAAGCUUGUGCGCCUCUUGUUUGAGAUGGCACGAUUCUACGCACCCAGCACCAUCUUCAUUGAUGAGAUUGAUUCCAUCUGCAGCAAACGUGGAACCGGGUCUGAACACGAGGCUAGCAGGAGGGUCAAAUCUGAACUGCUCAUUCAAAUGGAUGGUGUGUCUGGACCGAGCGCUGGUGAGGAGAGUAGUAAGAUGGUGAUGGUCCUCGCUGCCACCAACUUCCCCUGGGAUAUCGACGAAGCCCUCAGGAGACGUCUUGAGAAGCGUAUCUACAUUCCACUGCCAGAAAUUGAUGGUCGAGAGCAGCUUCUUCGUAUCAACCUGAAGGAAGUGCCUCUUGCCGAUGAUGUUGAUCUCAAGACCAUUGCUGAGAAGAUGGACGGCUACUCUGGAGCUGAUAUCACCAACGUUUGCAGGGAUGCCUCCAUGAUGGCGAUGCGUCGUCGCAUCCAGGGACUGCGGCCGGAGGAGAUCCGCAACAUCCCCAAGGAGGAACUGAACCAACCCAGCACCCCUGCUGAUUUCAUGCUGGCCCUGCAGAAGGUGUCCAAGUCUGUCGGCAAGGAGGACCUGGAGAAGUACAAGAAGUGGAUGGAGGAGUUUGGCUCCGUCUAGUGAGGGCGGGCUUGGCUCCGGGUAGAUUGGAGAUGAGAUGGGGCAUGGGAAUUGACUGUCUUUGAAAUACUGUAGAAUAUUGAACAUAGGGCUUUGUGUGAAGAGAGAUUCUGUUAUUUCUGUAAUUCUCUGUCAACAACAUAUAUCAGUGGGUCGUUUCAUUAAUCUGUUCCUAAGUUAAGAGCGACUUUAAGAACAACUGAUCCUUUCUUGUGGUAAAUGAUAUUCAACAUUGAAUACUCAUUGGUGUCUAUUUAGGGUGUUAGAAAGGAUCACCAGUCGUUCGUAAAGUCGCUCUUCACUUGCGAAAAACUUUAUGAAACACCCACCUGGCCCUGUAAUAUAAAGCUUAGUGAUUCAUCACAGGGCUGAUAUCAUGAUUGAUUGCAUUGAUUAUUGUGUAAAAUCAAUCGUAAAAGUCAGCCCCCAAGCAAAUUCAGGGCCCCGUCUUCCAAAGAUUGACGAUUGAUCCAAUCAAUCUAAACUCUAUGGAACUCCAACAAUAUUAUAUUUUUUUCCUCCAGGAAAUUUGCACGAUGUCCUUUGUAAAAAAAAAAAGAAGCACACUGAAUUUUCAAGAAAUGUAUAUCAUAUCUAGAGAAUAAACAAAUCAGCAUUUUAGAUGUUGACGUUCCUGGCUUUCCAUAGUUGUGAUUGAUCGGAUCAAUCGUAACUCUUUGUAAGACGGGGCCCUGAGCUGUAUGUUACAGGACCCUGGGACCCGUGGCAGAAAGAGUUGCAUGGAAAUGGAAGAUCAGUUGCAAGUCUCUAAUAUGCACAAUUGAUUGGUUAAAUAUCAAGUUGUGUUUGAUUUUUUGAGUUGUGAUUGAUCACAAUUCUUUGUGCAACUGGCCUGAGAUCUAACAACAUUUCUUAAUUUAUAGAUUGGUUGUGUCAAUGGCUGUCACUGCCUUUAGUAGGUAAAGAAGGUUGCUUGAUUGGAAGAUUUGGAUCCUGAUAAGAUAAAAAGAGAGAGAGACUAACAGAAAAAUUGAUUGAUUGAGUGUGGGAUGAAGGGGAGUUAAUAAGUCCAUUUGCUAUUGAAGAUUUUAUGGCCCGUUAAUUCUUGGUAAAUUCAUAAUCGGAAAUUAUUGAAUUUGUACCAUUAGAAUGACUUCAGAACACUGAUAUUCCCUUUGAAUUGUUCGAAUUAUCCAACCAUUAAACUCAUUUAUUCUUUCUCUCUAGUGAUAUACAUUCAUAUACUGUACCUGCUUCGAGAUAUGUAUGAAUGUGGUAUAGAACUAUUACUUUCUAAAUGUAUAGAUAUAUUAAUUAGGAAUAGUGAAUAUCUAAUAAUUAGCCAUGAUUGUAAUUUCCUCCAUUAAUGUGUUAUUUGCAGGUUAUGAUAAUUUUGAACUUAACGCCAGUAAUAUAACGAGCAUUCUGUUAUCGACUUGAUGUUAUAUUCCGUCCAUGUGUGAUGAUUUUAGUUUGCAGUUUACGACAAAAGGACAUAAAUUUAUGAGCGUGCGGUUGCUUUCAUUUGAAUUUAUGGCAAAUUUGUGAAAGUGACAUUAGAUUGGUAGAUUUAUUUAAUAGAUGUGUGUGAUGCUAGCCAUUAUGUACAAAUGAGUUGUAUUUCAGAGCAUUUAAUUUGCUCUUAACUUGGAAAGAGUGUAAGCAUCGAAAGUCUACUAGGUCCGGUGCAAGAAUGCAAAUACAGAAUUUGCACCGUGGUUUACUAACUUCAACAAAAAUUAAUGUGUAUAGGUUGUGUGAUACAAUGAAUUCUUUUCCUUAUCUUUUUACUAAUUGCUUCAACGUUUUAUUAUUUAUCACACCGUGUGGUUGUUUUUAUCAAGAUGUUGGUAAGUUACAAACAACUCUAUGCAUGACUGGUGAUACCUUCUUGUGCUUGCGGAGGCGCGAUAGCUCAGUCGGUAGAGCGGGGGAUUCGUAUUCCGGUGACCCGGGUUCGAUUCCCACUUGGUGUGCUAGUGCCCUUUGGUAAGGCAUUAAUCCUUAGUACCAAGUCCUUCGGAGAGGACCUUAAGCCGUCGGUCCUCUGGUUGCUUGCUUACAAGCAUUCAUGCUUUCUUAGCAAUCAGGUAAAAAAAUCACCACCAAAUAAAAGAAUGAGACUCUGAUUACAGUACCGAGAAGGUACCACCAGUCGUUUGUAAAGUAUUACGUUGAUUAUGAAUAGCUUUGUGAAACACCCCACAGAGCCCUUUGCAGAAGGAAGUGCAAUCAAUCACAAUGUGACUUUCAACAAAUGUGAACUGCCCAUGUAUUUGUUUGUUUAGUAACACAACUUUUUUGCAACAGGUCCAAAGGUCAAAUGACACAUUAAUAUGAUAUAUGAAGUAUAAACCUAUUCUCUGAAAAAAAAUUAAAAAUAGCGAUUGGUUAUAGGCUGAUUUUCAGAUUGAUUGCAAUAAUCUAAAAUGAAAUUGUGCUAUUGUAAAAUCAGUAAUUAAGUCUCCUCAUGACUUGUGUUCAAUAUGAGGUUUUAAGAUAAAUUUAUCCGAUUUCACACAUUGAAUACUGACCAUGAAUGUAUGUUUGUGUCAAAAGUACAUGAAGUGUCUGACCAUCUCAGUUUUAAUGGCAAAAAGAAGCUGCUGAAAACUGCUUAUCUAAUAAAAGAGAGCCAAUGGAGUAAAUUAGAAAGUCAAAAAGGGGCCUAAGCUUUCGAUCCUAGCAGAAUCUUCUUUUGCCUCCAUCUCAGUUUUAGUGUACUGGAGAAUCUUCAACUUGAUCAUACAUUGUAUUAGCACCCUACAUACAUUUAGAUUUAUACUAUUCUCAUUGUAUUUUCUUCUCUUCACUUUGGUUUGAUAUUAUUAUUAUUCUGCAAGUCAUCCAAACCAUAGGGGAAAGUAUUGCUUUCUCUUUUGGAUAUCUGGGUCCUGUGACAUCUUGAGCCCGUUGCAGAAAGAGUUGCGUUUAAACGCAAGCCAAAAAAUCAAUCGCAAGUCCCAAAUGCGCGCUGUUGAUUGGUUGAAAAUCAAGUUACGCAUGAUUUUUAGAGUUGCGAUUGAUUGCAACUCUUUCUGCAACGGGCCCCUUGUUCAGCAAUUGAUCCUACUAUUCAUCGUAGUGAUUGAUUGUACAUUGUAGUCAAUGUAAGCAAUCAUCAAAAUUUGUUCUAUGAUCAAUUGCUAAGCUUUGUGUGACCUGCCCCCCUGAUAUCACUCUGUCUAUAUUUGUCAAUCCGCUACGGCUGCAUAUGUCUUUUGAAGUAUUGUAUACAGUGGACAAUAUCAGUUUUAGCUAAAAAUGUCGGUGAAUAUAUGAGAUAUUGUAUGUUCAUUUCUAUGUCGUUUCUGAAGACAUACAUGCUUAUAGCUAUAUGUAAAUAUUCUUGAAUAUAUGAAUUAAAAAAUUACUAGCCAUGAUAAGCAAAA